This is a messenger RNA of Lachancea sp. 'fantastica', 1233 nucleotides long. The record is from the annotation of a GenBank genome assembly. Lineage: Eukaryota; Fungi; Ascomycota; Saccharomycetes; Saccharomycetales; Saccharomycetaceae.
AUGUCCUUGGGCGUUUCGCUGUCACAGCUGAUAGUCGAGCAACCAGAGCCAUUCUUAAGUGGUUAUGAGGCGCUGGACCAAGUUUUGAAAGGAUUCCAACCUAAAUGCAUCUAUGAAGUAUUUGGUCUACCUGGGAUGGGUAUAGCUGAAAUCGGCACAAACUUGGCAAAAGGAGCUCUCCAGACAAAUCGCUCGACGCUAUGGAUUGAUGCACACCAUACAACGCCACUAUAUGAUCUUGAAGGCUUGGACCAUGUCAAAUUCGACAAGUUUACACAAUAUGUGUUUUACUUCCAACAACUGGCAGAGCAGAGUCGAGGAGAGAUCUAUGAGCAGGAAAGGAAAUACGAACUGAUUGUGAUUAGAGGACUAUCCAAAGUAGUAUCAAGCUACUUACACAGUACCUCAUCCUCCCAAGCUAUUGAUUCUGUCCAUCAGUUUAAGAACAAGAGUCUUAUUACGCUGUUCACAGCGAUGACCAAGUACGCUCAACGCUACAAGACAGCCAUUGUGAUGUUCAACGAUGCCAUGAACACAGGAUACACAACGAGUGGGUCGCAUAAUAAUUCCAAUGAAUCCUGGACCGCGCAGUUCCAAUCCUACACUGAAGAAUCUCCAUUUUUGGUCAGAAGUAGCAAACGCAAGGCGGUCCAGGUACUACGAAGUGCGUUGGUGGCGAACCUCGGCGUCGGGAGCAAGGACCAGGUGUGGGAGGUGUUUUUGAAGCGACGGAUUGGGAUUUUCUUGGAAUGGGAUCGGUCCAGGCCUUGGAAUCGGGUUCCUAGCAAGCACAGAAUAGCAAUGGUGCAAGAUCUCAGUAUAGGACCGGAUGGUGAUGUUAUCGUACCGUUAAUGCAUGAUAACAAAAGCCCCAUCAAGCAACUGGACGCAAAGACGCACGUCAGUCAAGGACAGGUGCUGCCAGGCGAACCAUGCGCACAACAGAACGGUGGUGCGCAAAACGCCAAGGAACCAGAGGGCCCAGAUGCAGUUUCUGAUCGGGAAAAACAGAAUACAACGCAGGCGAGGCCCUCAAGUGGACAUGAGGAUAGCUAUUCCUCUUUCUUUUCGCAAGAAGCCAAGCGAUCCAGACUCUCACCGAAUGAAUGGUCCACUUUACCAUUUACACCUAGACUGACCGACUUGCACGAAGCUGCAGACAAGGAAGAGACUCCAAAAGAUACAGCAGUACUGUACGACAGUGAGGGAGAGGGAGAGGGAGAAGCAGUAUAG